AUGAAAGUUUCUCUUCACAGAAUAACAAAGGAGGGCGUGUUCAUGUACGGCUGCGUGCCAAGGACGCAGUGGAUCACCGAACAGCUUGGCAUGGUGGCGUGUGUGGGAUCUCGUAUUUGGUGGACUUGGCGAGUUGAGGACGCAUUUGAGAGGAUGGAACAAGGGGACAAAAAUGCGCUUCGUGAUGAAGUGGCAGUCCAGCGCCAGCAGGUCCACACGUUGAUCGAGGUGGUGCGGAAGCCACUAGAAUACCGCGCUAGAAAAAAAGUGAACACCCUUAUUAUAUUGGACGUGCAUGCACGUGACCUUGUCGAGAGAUUCGUCCAGAAUGCGGUGUUCAGCGCCAACAGCUUUGAAUGGGAGAGUCAAUUGCGCUUCUACUGGGACAAAGCGAUAGACGACAUUGAAAUACGGCAAUGCACUGGGCAAUUCAGAUAUGGAUACGAGUACCAAGGUCUUAAUGGCCACCUGGUCAUCACUCCUCUAACGGAUAGAUGCAUUAUGACUCUCACAACGGCCCUCACAUUCUGUUUGGGGGGCGCACCGGCUGGACCAGCUGGAACUGGCAAAACAGAGACCGUAAAGGACUUGGCCAAGUCCUUAGCAAUUCGCUGCGUUGUCCAAAACUGUGGUGAAGGGUUGGACUACAAGGCAAUGGGGACGAUUUUCUCAGGGCUUGUGCAAACUGGCUUCUGGGGUUGCUUCGAUGAGUUCAACCGCAUCAAUCCAGAGGUGCUUUCUGUGGUAUCCGCUCAAAUCAAGGCGAUACAGACGAGCCUACAAAAUGGCAAAGGUUCCGUAGAACUACUGGGCAAGAGCCUGAAGUUUGUCCCCACAGUGGGAAUUUUCGUAACAAUGAAUCCCGGCUAUGCUGGAAGGUGA
Eimeria mitis is the source of this 882-nucleotide messenger RNA. Its product is annotated as Dynein heavy chain 2, axonemal, related. NCBI's taxonomy places the organism in Eukaryota, Apicomplexa, Conoidasida, Eucoccidiorida, Eimeriidae. Bases 1 to 882 code for a protein of 293 amino acids. Gene Ontology annotation, molecular function: ATP binding. The record is from RefSeq and is a predicted model, not a curated record. The transcript has 5 exons.